Molecule: messenger RNA, 879 nt
Organism: Symphalangus syndactylus (siamang)
Lineage: Eukaryota; Metazoa; Chordata; Mammalia; Primates; Hylobatidae
Gene: IYD
Product: iodotyrosine deiodinase
Biological process (GO): thyroid hormone metabolic process
Cellular component (GO): plasma membrane
Molecular function (GO): oxidoreductase activity
Source: RefSeq, a predicted model, not a curated record
AUGUAUUUCCUGACUCCCAUCUUGGUAGCCAUUCUCUGCAUUUUGGUUGUGUGGAUCUUUAAAAAUGCUGACAGAAGCAUGGAGAAAAAGAAGGGGGAGCCUAGAACCAGGGCCGAGGCUCGCCCCUGGGUGGAUGAAGACUUAAAAGACAGCAGUGACCUGCACCAAGCAGAAGAAGAUGCUGAUGAAUGGCAAAAAUCAGAAGAAAAUGUUGAACACAUCCCCUUCUCUCAUACCCACUAUCCUGAGAAGGAAAUGGUUAAGAGGUCUCAGGAAUUUUAUGAACUUCUCAAUAAGAGACGGUCAGUCAGGUUCAUAAGUAAUGAGCAGGUCCCAAUGGAAGUCAUUGAUAAUGUCAUCAGAACGGCAGGAACAGCCCCAAGUGGGGCCCACACAGAGCCCUGGACCUUCGUGGUUGUGAAGGACCCAGACGUGAAGCACAAGAUUCGAAAGAUCAUUGAGGAGGAAGAGGAGAUCAACUACAUGAAAAGGAUGGGACAUCGCUGGGUCACAGACCUCAAGAAACUGAGAACCAAUUGGAUUAAAGAAUACUUGGAUACUGCCCCUAUUUUGAUUCUCAUUUUCAAACAAGUACAUGGUUUUGCUGCAAAUGGCAAGAAAAAAGUCCACUACUACAAUGAGAUCAGUGUUUCCAUCGCUUGUGGCAUCCUGCUAGCUGCCCUGCAGAAUGCAGGUCUGGUGACGGUCACUACCACUCCUCUCAACUGUGGCCCUCGACUGAGGGUGCUCCUGGGCCGCCCCGCACAUGAAAAGCUGCUGAUGCUGCUCCCCGUGGGUUACCCCAGCAAGGAGGCCACGGUGCCUGACCUCAAGCGCAAACCUCUGGACCAGAUCAUGGUGAUGGUGUAGGCAGGGCCC